This is a messenger RNA of Agelaius phoeniceus (red-winged blackbird), 1728 nucleotides long. RefSeq names its product arylsulfatase family member I (gene ARSI). Gene Ontology annotation, molecular function: sulfuric ester hydrolase activity. NCBI's taxonomy places the organism in Eukaryota, Metazoa, Chordata, Aves, Passeriformes, Icteridae. The record is from RefSeq and is a predicted model, not a curated record.
AUGGCCGUCUAUGCCCUCACGGGCUUCUCACUCGUCAGCCUGCUCAGCUUUGGCUAUUUGUCCUGGGACUGGAUGAAGCCCAGUUUGGUGGCUGAUGUGGCCACAGACCCCAUGGAGAAAUCACCGCCUCCCACCUUCACCAGGCCACCCCACAUCAUCUUCAUUCUGACCGAUGACCAGGGCUACCACGACAUCGGCUAUCACGGCUCAGAUAUCCAGACGCCGACGCUGGACAGGCUGGCAGCAGAGGGUGUGAAGCUGGAGAACUACUACAUCCAGCCCAUCUGCACCCCGUCCCGGAGCCAGCUGAUAACUGGCAGGUACCAGAUCCACACAGGAUUGCAGCACUCCAUCAUCCGCCCUCGGCAGCCCAACUGCCUGCCCCUGGACCAGGUCACCCUGCCGCAGAAGCUGCAGGAAGCCGGCUACUCCACGCACAUGGUGGGCAAGUGGCACCUUGGCUUCUACAAGAAGGAGUGCCUGCCCACUCGCCGGGGCUUCGACACCUUCCUGGGCUCGCUGACAGGCAACGUGGAUUACUACACCUACGACAACUGCGACGGGCCCGACGUCUGCGGCUAUGACCUGCACGAGGGGGAGGACGUGGCGUGGGACCAGAGCGGGAAAUAUUCCACCUUCCUCUACGCCCAGCGAGUCAGCAAGAUCCUGGCAUCCCACAGCCCCAAGGAGCCCAUCUUCAUCUACGUGGCCUUCCAAGCGGUGCACACGCCCCUGCAGUCCCCCAAGGAGUACAUCUACCGCUACCGCUCCAUGGGCAACGUCGCCCGCCGCAAGUACGCGGCCAUGGUGACCUGCAUGGACGAGGCGGUGAAGAACAUUACCUGGGCCCUCAAGAAGUAUGGGUACUAUGACAACAGUGUGAUGGUGUUCUCCACGGACAAUGGCGGGCAGACCUUCUCCGGGGGAAGCAACUGGCCGCUCCGGGGUCGCAAAGGGACGUACUGGGAAGGGGGAGUGCGGGGCAUUGGUUUUGUCCACAGUCCCCUGAUCAAGCGCAAGCGUCGGACAAGCUGGGCGCUGAUUCACAUUACAGACUGGUACCCUACUCUGGUGAGCCUGGCCAGGGGCAACCUGAGCAAUGUCCAAGGCUUGGAUGGCUAUGAUGUCUGGCCUGCUAUCAGUGAGGGUAAGGAGUCGCCACGCACCGAAAUCUUGCACAACAUUGACCCCUUGUACAACCAUGCCAAGUAUGGCUCCUUGGAGGACGGCUUCGGCAUCUGGAACACGGCUGUACAAGCUUCCAUCAGGGUUGGGGAGUGGAAGCUCCUCACUGGCGACCCAGGGUACAGCGACUGGAUACCCCCACAGACCCUGACCAACUUCCCAGGGAGCUGGUGGAACCUGGAGCGUCUCACUGAUGGCCUGAGGAAGUCCGUGUGGCUCUUCAACAUCACUGCUGACCCCUACGAGCGCUACGACCUCUCAGAGCAGCGCCCAGACGUGGUCAGGAGCCUCCUGAUGAGGCUGGUGCACUACAACCGCACGGCCAUCCCAGUGCGGUACCCUGCCGAGAACCCCCGCGCUCACCCAGACUUCAACGGCGGCGCCUGGGGGCCUUGGGCCACUGAGGAUGAGGGGGAGGAGUGGGAAGGAGGCCGGGAGUCCCUGAAAAGCAGGAACAAGAAGAAGAAGAAGAAGUGCAAGAUCUGCAAGCUGCGCUCCUUCUUCCGCAAGCUGAACACCAGGCUCAUGUCCAACCGCAUCUGA